This is a messenger RNA of Drosophila rhopaloa, 1846 nucleotides long. RefSeq names its product pickpocket protein 28 (gene ppk12). The transcript has 8 exons. Gene Ontology annotation, molecular function: ligand-gated sodium channel activity. Lineage: Eukaryota; Metazoa; Arthropoda; Insecta; Diptera; Drosophilidae. Gene Ontology annotation, biological process: sodium ion transmembrane transport. The record is from RefSeq and is a predicted model, not a curated record. Gene Ontology annotation, cellular component: membrane.
UUUAUGGUGGUGUCAAGGGUCAUUAAGUAUACAGUUAAAAAUGGAACUCUCGGUGUCAGCCAGUCGGGAAAGGCAGGGAUCCUCCGUAUUUCUUUUCAACAGCUUUGUCAGGAGUCUGCGGAAAUUCCUCAACGAGACAGGUCUGCAUGGCCUCAAAUUUGUGGGGGACCCGAAUCUCAGCAGUUGGGAGAGAUCAUUUUUCUUUGGCUCCUUUGUAACUGCUCUUAUAAUCACAGUACACCUUAUAUCGAAUAUCUAUGUCAAGUGGGAUAGCACUCCGGUGAUAAUUGGCAUCAGCCCACAUGCCACCUCCAUUUUAAAGGUACCCUUCCCGGCUAUAACCAUAUGCAAUAUGAACCAGGUGCAAAGGAGUCUGGUGGCCAAUUACAGAGAGGGUUCCAACGAGAGCGCCCUUUUAAAGUUCUUGUGCGACUCCGGUAGCUGACAGUCUAAUGAGCUUGAUGAAGAGCCUACCGUUACAAAUUUGGACAGGAACAACUUGACAAUAUCCGAAUUCGUCUCAAAUCACUCGCAGUCCUGUGAGAGAAUGUUGCUCUUCUGUAAAUUCAGUGCCAUGGAGCGGAAUUGUUCGCAUCUGUUCCAGCAGAUCCUGACGGACGAGGGACUGUGCUGCGUAUUUAAUUUGCAGUCGCUUGAAAAUCUCUACAAGUCAUAUUCAAAUAGUGGUCGAAAUGUGACGACUGCAGAUGGUUUCGAAAGUGUCAAGUGGGAUCCGGAGUCAGGUUAUCCUGAAAAAUUACCUCCAAAGUUUUAUCCAGUCACAUCAAGUGGAACUGGAAUUACUUUGGGAUUCACUGCUGUACUAGAUGCAGAAAUAAGCGAAUAUUACUGCUCCUCGACUAAUGGACCUGGUUUUAAGGUUUUUUUUCACAAUCCCGUUGAGAUGCCCAUGGUGAAGGAGGCUGGCCUGAUCACAGCCAUCGGCUACGAGACCAAUUACCGCAUCGAGAUGAUUCGAGCCGAGGCAGUUCCGGCCAUUCGUUCGAUAUCCCGCGAUGGAAGGCAGUGCCUGUUUAAGAACGAGAAGGAGUUGACCUUCUACAGGAUCUACACGCGGCUCAACUGCGAGAACGAGUGCCUGGCCGCCUAUCUGUAUGAGACCUGUUCCUGCAUCCCGUUCGAGUAUCCGCGGAUCUACAGCAACGCCACCACUUGCCGCAUGCGGGACACCUUAUGCGUGAGGCGGGCCCAAAGGACGGCCCUCCGGACGGGUUGGCUUAAGUGCCGCCAACAGUGCCUGCCCAGCUGCUUCGAUCUGAGCUACUUGGCCAGUGGCUUCGCCUUCCCACUGGCCUCUAACAACUUCCAGCUGGCCAACGCGCUGGUGGAGAGCAUGAACAAGUCCUAUCUGAGCGAGAAUAUAGCCGUGAUUAAUGUGUAUUUUCGGGAGUCUGUCUACUAUGGAAACACCAAGAAUGCCUAUGUGGGAUUGACCGAAUUUCUAUCCAAUGUCGGUGGUGUAAUGGGUUUGUUUAUGGGUUUCAGCGUCAUCUCUUUAGCGGAGAUCCUAUAUUUUCUGAUCUUAAAACCGCUGGCAGAGCUCUUCGUUUGGAAAACGUCUUCUUGUGUGGACUCAAAAAGUAUCCUUAAACAUAAUGCCUUCGAGAAGGAACAAUCCUCUUCUUUAGAUAACCAAAUUGUUUGGCAUACUAGGGAACUAUACCCCAAGGGAGUCACAUUGAUAGCAACCGAAAGGGCCGAUGCUAAGGCUAUCAAACAGCGUCACUAUGCCGUGUCGCCGGCGACCGAGAAGCUAAUGUAUGAUGAGCUGGAUCGAAUGAUUGCACUUGGAGUGAUUCAAGAAUCCAAUAGCUCAUGGUCGUGA